Harmonia axyridis is the source of this 803-nucleotide messenger RNA. RefSeq lists its product as uncharacterized. Lineage: Eukaryota; Metazoa; Arthropoda; Insecta; Coleoptera; Coccinellidae. Bases 293 to 664 code for a protein of 123 amino acids. The transcript has 5 exons. The record is from RefSeq and is a predicted model, not a curated record.
UUUUUCCAAUAUUAGUAUAAAACAAAAUAGUGCAAGUUAUCCCUCCCACUGAUUGCGUAAAGUCAAAAUGAUUCCUCGUUAUCCUGUUACUAGUUCGGGACCAAACGCCCCCUCGUCCCAGCGUCGGCGUCUUUCGAUAACUUUCAAGCUUAUAAAAGCGCGUCCACAGCUUCUCUUCUAGUCUCCACUCUUCCCAUUCAAAUCGUUCGCUCAACAGGUGCGUUCAGAGCCGAAACCCUCCAGAACUCCAGACUUUUCCGGUUGAUUUCCUACAUCCCCCACACACAAAGAAAUGAACUUGCCAUUGAGAAUGUGGUAUGUGGCUCUGUUGGCAGCUAUGGUGGUAUUGGAAUCAAGAUGGACUGAAGCCGCUCCAAGAAUGACACGUAGGGAAGAUAUGCUCAAAGAUUUGAUGAAGCUUGAUCAGUACUACUCGUCGAUCGCUAGACCUAGUUUGCGAAGUGUUGGUCCGGAUGGUAGCAUCAGUCCAAAGAUACAACGUGCCUACAACAUGCUGAAACUGCAGAGUAUCGACCGAAUCUACGCCGACAGGACUAGGCCCAGAUACGGAAAGAGAGCACAAACCGGUCAUCUGACACCUCUUGACUUCGAUAUUCAGUACCAAAGCGAGGACAAUGGUGACUACUCUGCUUUAAGAAGAUGAAAACUUACAUCAUGGACUUUUAUUCUUCAAUUUGUGUUUCUUUUCUGUAGACAAUCAGCAUGAAUUAUUCGAAUUUACAAACUACCUGUUCUGUCAAAAAAUAGUAUAUUAUAUUCAACAAUAAAGCAUUUUCCCUCUC